Molecule: messenger RNA, 1653 nt
Organism: Arthroderma uncinatum
Lineage: Eukaryota; Fungi; Ascomycota; Eurotiomycetes; Onygenales; Arthrodermataceae
Product: asparaginyl-tRNA synthetase
Exons: 3
Coding region: 1-1653 (550 amino acids)
Biological process (GO): asparaginyl-tRNA aminoacylation
Cellular component (GO): mitochondrion
Molecular function (GO): ATP binding; asparagine-tRNA ligase activity; nucleic acid binding
Source: RefSeq, a predicted model, not a curated record
AUGGGCCCGAUUUCUGGCAGGAUACGACCCGUCCGGGUGGUAUCAGUGGGCAAGCAGGCCACUGGUCUGUACCGAAGAUACCUCUUUACGUCCCCUGCGCGACUCAAUGGCCAGCAAGCGAGCCCUAUAACCCUCCGAUGCGCGCAGAUAUUUGAGCAAUCGAAGACAACCGCGGGACCAGGCCCGCUAGAUAACAAAAAAGUGCGUGUGCAGGGCCAUGUCAGGUUCCUAAGGAAGCAGAAACGCUUUGCAUUCGCCCAUAUAUCCGACGGGUCGUCUCUGCAGUCGAUCCAAGUAGUCUUGACACCAGAGCAAGCAACCAACUUAACUCAGGGCGCUGCAGUUGAAAUUUCGGGGAUAUGGCAACCAUGCCCCCCAGGUAAACAGCAGUCUCACGAGCUUCAGGCGACGGAAAUUAACAUAGUGGGAGAAGCUGAUCCUGCAACAUAUCCUAUACAGAAAAAAUUCCAUACCCCAGAUUUUCUUCGACAGCUACCACACCUACGCCUACGCACGCCUUUCAACUCCCUUCUAUCGCGCCUAAGGUCUGAGUUUAUAUACCAAGCGACCCAAGAGUUCCGUUCGCAUCAUAACCGUAACUUCGUUCAAGUUCAGCCACCGCUAGUAACAUCAUCAGACUGUGAAGGAGCAGGAGAGGUGUUCACACUUAAGCCGCGUGACGCUGUUACCGAAGCCGGAGAGACGGUUGACUUUUUUAGGUCGCCUAAGUACCUUACCGUUUCUUCGCAAUUACAUCUCGAAGCCUAUGCGGCAGAGUUAGGCAAUGUAUGGACACUCUCUCCUACCUUCAGGGCGGAGAAGAGCGAUACGCCACGUCAUUUGAGCGAGUUCUAUAUGCUUGAAGUGGAAAUGAGCUAUCUGGACUCCCUGGAAUCGCUCACUGGCUUUGUGGAAACCCUUAUCAGGAAUAUGACGCAGAGGGUUUAUAACACCCCGGUAGCCCAGGAACUCUUUGGCUUUCGAGAAACCGAUGAUCCUACAAAGGAUACUAUCCAUGCGGACCUUGAAAAAAGGUGGAAGGCUUUGAUGGAAGGUCCCAGUUGGCCUCGCAUUACCUACUCCAAAGCUAUUGACCAUCUCCAGGAUGCCGUCGCUGCCGGUCAAGCAAAAUUUGAAUUCUCUCCGUCCUGGACUGGUGGCCUUCAGUUAGAACAUGAAAAGUUUCUUGUGGACACAAUUGGAAAAGGCUUCCCUGUCUUUGUCACAGAUUAUCCCAAGGCUGUCAAACCAUUCUAUAUGGCGCCUUCUAACACCCCGUCCAGCGAAAACAAAGAGACAGUCGCAUGCUUUGACCUCCUUUUACCCGAGAUAUGUGAAGUUGUUGGCGGAUCACUACGUGAGCAUAGACUUUCACCGCUCAUCCAAAACAUGCGCGACCACGGGUUGCUAAAACUGCGAGAUCCGACGCCUGAUUCAUCUCUUCGCGUUGAUGCCAAGGUGACCUAUCCGCAUCUCCUCGCUAACGAGGAGUUGGGCUCUACUCAGUGGUACGCGGACCUACGAAGGUGGGGGACCGUACCACAUGGCGGAUUUGGACUUGGCUUUGAUCGCUUCAUCGGAUAUUUGGCUGGCGUAUCCAGUCUAAGAGACCUUGUGCCAUUCCCUAGGCAUUUUGGAAGAGCGGAUUGCUAA